Metarhizium robertsii ARSEF 23 is the source of this 1365-nucleotide messenger RNA. RefSeq names its product class III chitinase ChiA2. Gene Ontology annotation, molecular function: chitinase activity. The record is from RefSeq and is a predicted model, not a curated record. NCBI's taxonomy places the organism in Eukaryota, Fungi, Ascomycota, Sordariomycetes, Hypocreales, Clavicipitaceae. The transcript has a single exon. Gene Ontology annotation, biological process: carbohydrate metabolic process. Bases 1 to 1365 code for a protein of 454 amino acids. Gene Ontology annotation, cellular component: extracellular region.
AUGAAGUUUCUCCUAGCUUCUCACUUCAUCGCCUGCAUUUCAGUCAUCACGGCAGCGGCUUGCGGCCAGAAGGUGUUAUGGGUAGCGAACUGCGGUGACACAGUAGGAGCAUUACCGGCAGGGAUGGGAGACACCUUCAAGGCCUUGAACUCUGCUGUUGUUAGUGACAUAAACUCCAUAUAUGCCGGUUCGACAUAUACCGUCGCAUACGCGCAUACCACGACGUCCGCAUCAUGGUCGUACACUACACGAGGGGGCAACAGGUAUCUUGUCAGUCCCACUAACUCGGCAGUCUGUACACAGCAUGCGAACGUGGGUGGUGUGUUCGGUGCAACGACUGCGGUUGCAACAACCCAAUCCUCCGCCCAGAGGCAGAUAACGCCUGUGCCGUUAUCACCAACUUGGGCAACACCCGUUGCGGCGGUGCAAACCAGGACAUUAACAGGGACCGCUCCAGAUUCUGCACAGAAUGUCGUGUACUGGGGCCAGCACGGUGGCGCAGUCCCUGAGAAUGAGCUUGCCGCUUUUUGCACCAGAGAGGCUGGCAUCGACAUAAUAGUCCUUGCGUUUCUGUUCAAGUAUGGCAACGGAAACGUGAUUCCAAGUGGAAGUUUUGGCUACUCUUGCACAAUUGGAGAGGGUCAGCAGUGCGACUCUCUGGCCAAAGCUAUUGAAACAUGCAAGUCUAACGGAAUCAAGGUGAUUGUUUCUCUUGGUGGUAAUGCUGGUGACUAUUCUCUGUCUUCCAAAGAGGAAGCAGAGAAAAUCGGCCAGAACCUCUGGGAUGCCUACGGCAACUCCAACAAAACCGGCUCGGUGCCACGACCAUUCGGCAAGACAUUCGUCGAUGGAUGGGACUUCAACAUCGAACACAACAGCGGCAGCAAGUAUUAUGAGUUUCUGAUUGCCUCGCUCCGCUCCAACUUUGCCUCCGACCCGGGAAACAAGUACCUCAUAACUGGGGCGCCUCAAUGCCCUAUCCCGGAGCCUAACAUGGGCGAUAUAAUCUCCAGGGCCAAGUUCGACUACUUGUGGGUCCAAUUCUACAACAACCAUGAGUGCUCAGUCAACGGUGGGAUUAACUACGACGACUGGACAAGGAUGGUGGCAAAUACGCCCUCCGCCAAUGCCAAAAUUUUCAUCGGUGUUCCCGCCCAUCCUCAUGCUGCCAAUGGCCAGGACAGCGGGGCCAUUUACUAUCUCCAACCUAGUAAGCUUGCUCGUCUUGUUGGCCAGUAUAGAAGUGACCCCGCCUUCGGCGGCAUCAUGAUCUGGGCUGCGGGUUUGUCAGAUGCCAAUGCCAACAAUGGGUGCAGCUAUGCUCAGGAAGCGAAGAGAAUCUUAACGCAUGGCAAAGUAUGCUAG